AUGUCCCUCCCCCUCCCCUCUGUCGCUCACAAACUACUCCUUCUGCCGCUGGAAAUUGCCCACCAAGUCCUCGACAAUGUCCGGCUGUGGGACAUUCUCCGCCUCGCCUGCCAUGACAUCGAGUACAUCAACACCUGCCUCAUGUCGCAUCUCAUCGCUCGCCAGCUGAUCGGAGAUGACACCCAAUCCUAUAAACAGACCCAAGAGGCGGCUGGCCUCUACUGGGAAAUGUGCCGCAUGAUGCGUCUCUAUCCUGCGCCUCCAGCCAGAUGGCCUCUCGCAACCAUCUACAUGCUACAUCUGGACGUCACAAAAGUCCACGACUGGCUGCACAAAGAGACCAAAGCUCUCCUCUGGAUGCCCGACUGGAAGCGAAACAUUCUUACGCGCCAUGCUACGGAUGUUCCUGGACUGACGCAAUCAGAUGCUCUCCCUCUGCAGCGUCGGUGGACAGCCGUCAAAAGCAGCCAACACAAUCUGAAUGACUCCAAGGCAUCGCAGCUGCGCAGAGUGGCAUCUCUCCUAGAAGAUAAUCCAGACAUUUUGAAGAGAACAUUGGACCCCGAGCAGAUUCAGCGACCGAAUACAGCCCAUGUGGUAUCACGAUUCCGCUACACGGCAAACAAAAUCGAAAAGUCGUGGGUUCAUCGACACCAGGGAGGCUCGCUGGAAGGCUUUCGACAUCCUUUCCUGCCCGUCAUUCCAUUUGAUGCAGCCUUGCAGUUUGUGGUUCGGAUGCUUCCCAAACAUGGUUUCGUUCGUGAUGGUGCUAUUCCCAAAGACAUGGCCAGUGGCCAUCCUCCUGAUGUGGUAUCAGCAGUUGAGACCAUACUCCAGGGAAUGGACUAUCUCUACCUGCCAUCUCCAUGGUUCUUUUCUCGAGUUAGUGAGAUUCAUCGAACUGUCGACACACCUGCAUCCGGAGUGCCAAAGGAAGAGUGUAUUCACAAUCCGAGGUUUGGGAUUGAACGAUUUAUGGACAUUUAUACCCCUGGCGAGGCCUAUGUUAAAGGCUUUGAGCCACACGACCAGCGAGAGAUGGUGUGGCUGGAGGCGUUUGUUGCUGUUUAUCGAUAUUUGGAACAAUUGGACAAGUCGAUCGAGAAGAUAUCUGUGUUUGACAUCGUCUCUGAGUUGGCGCUCAUCGGCAUGGGCGAACAGCAAGGUGACUGCCGCUUUGAUGUACUUAUACAUACCGAGGCAGACGAGACGAUCCACCUUCCACCUAUGGAAAUGGGGUUGGACCAGAGCCUAGGCUAUACGCUGUAUCAAGUAGACUACAAGAAGCACAUUUGCCUCUACUGUAUGACACAAGGCGAUGCUUUUUGGGUUGCACCCUGGAUCGCCCGCCAAUCAGUCUGGUUUGCGGCCAACGGGAGCAACCUAACGUCCCGUCCUAACCUGAGCAGCUUCAAAGAGCAAAUGACACCAUACGAGACAAUCUGCGCGUGGCCAAUCACCGUUGAGCGCUUUAUCCAUGCCGCAUGGCUCGGUGGGGCCGCACACUGCAUUCCAGCCAAUCAGGAUUCAUAUCUGAAACAGCCUCGGUGUUUUCGAGAUUUCUGA
Aspergillus wentii DTO 134E9 is the source of this 1566-nucleotide messenger RNA. RefSeq lists its product as uncharacterized. The record is from RefSeq and is a predicted model, not a curated record. The transcript is spliced from 5 exons. The coding region runs from base 1 to 1566 and encodes 521 amino acids. NCBI's taxonomy places the organism in Eukaryota, Fungi, Ascomycota, Eurotiomycetes, Eurotiales, Aspergillaceae.